CGGCCGCGGCGGCAAGCGCGAGCGGCAGCGCCUCAGCCGCAACAUCACCCUCGUCCUGGAGAACCUGCUGCAGGACUACGAGAACAGCAGGCCGCCCACCAGCGACACCGGCCAGCCCGCCGUGGUCCGCACCAACAUCCUGAUCCGCAGCAUGGGGCCCAUCUCGGAGAUCGGGAUGGACUACUCCAUGGACUGCUACUUCCGGCAGUACUGGCGCGACGCGCGGCUCAGCUUCGCCGGCCCCAUCAACAGCCUGUCGCUGUCCAUCAAGAUGCUGGAGCGCAUCUGGCGGCCCGACACCUACUUCUACAACGGCAAGCAGUCCUACGUGCACACCAUCACCGUGCCCAACAAGCUGCUGCGACUGUCCAGCAACGGCGACAUCAUCUACUCCAUGAGACUGACGAUCAAAGCCACCUGCCCCAUGGAGCUGAGGAACUUCCCCAUGGACAAGCAGUCCUGCCCACUCAUCAUCGGCAGCUACGCGUACCCGCUGCACAGUGUGGUCUACGAGUGGCUGGGCGGCCCGGCGGGCGUGAGCGUGGACUUCGUGCCCGGCAUGGCGCUCAGCCAGUUCGACCUGAUGGGGGCGCCGCACCGCAACUUCACCAUCAGCCGCCGCGACGGCAACUUCUCCGUGCUGCAGGUCAACUUCAACCUGCGACGCAACACGGGCUACUUCCUGAUCCAGGUGUACGUGCCCUGCAUCCUCAUCGUGGUGCUCUCCUGGGUGUCCUUCUGGAUCCACCGCGAGGCCACCAGCGACAGGGUGGGACUCGGCAUCACCACCGUGCUCACGCUGUCCACCAUCAGCCUGGACUCGCGCAAGGACCUGCCCAAGGUGCGGCACGCCACGGCCCUGGACUGGUUCCUGCUCAUGAGCUUCCUGUACUGCAUCGCAACGCUGCUGCAGUUCGCCGCCGUGCACUACUUCACCAAGGUGGGCAGCGGCGAGAUCUACGUGGACGAGGACGAGCUGGAGGACGCGGCCCGCGGCGCC
Messenger RNA from Thrips palmi, 1000 nucleotides. RefSeq names its product gamma-aminobutyric acid receptor subunit alpha-6. The annotation marks the transcript as partial. Gene Ontology annotation, biological process: nervous system process; monoatomic ion transmembrane transport; regulation of membrane potential. Gene Ontology annotation, molecular function: neurotransmitter receptor activity; extracellular ligand-gated monoatomic ion channel activity; GABA-A receptor activity. Gene Ontology annotation, cellular component: membrane; synapse; neuron projection. NCBI's taxonomy places the organism in Eukaryota, Metazoa, Arthropoda, Insecta, Thysanoptera, Thripidae. The record is from RefSeq and is a predicted model, not a curated record. The transcript has 8 exons.